CACACAUUUGAAAAGAAUUAACUUCAUUUCAGGGCAAGCGGCACCUAUCAAGUUUAAAAUCGUGUCCUCAAGGGGUGUUUGCAAUGCUACGUCUUUUUUCGUUACCGAUUUUAUUGAACAUGUGACUGACUUAGAGGCUCACAUGGCUGCGGUGGCUGCAUGAUCCGCUUUAGUUUUUAAAAGUCCAGUGAUCGGGAGCUCCCUCGGCAGCAACCAUCCAGAGCAGAGGACCGCUGAAAAACACAGCGCCUACCCGGACAAUCCAUGGCGAACAGCGGGCAGAAAGUUGUGCUAAUCACCGGCUGCUCCUCCGGCAUCGGGUUACGAAUCGCCGUCACGCUGGCCAAAGAUGAGAAGAAGCGUUACCAUGUCAUUGCCACCAUGCGGGACCUGAAGAAGAAGGACAAGCUAGUGGAGGCAGCAGGAGAUGCCUAUGGCAAGACCUUGAUGUUGCUUCCACUAGACGUGUGCAGUGACGAUUCAGUAAAGCAGUGCAUCAACAAUGUCAAGGACCGCCAUAUUGAUAUCUUCAUCAACAAUGCAGGUGUGGGCUUGCUGGGACCUGUGGAAAGCAUCAGCAUUGAGGAGAUGAAAAGAGUGUUUGAGACCAACUUCUUUGGGGCUGUUCGCAUGAUCAAAGAAGUGAUGCCUGACAUGAAGAAGAGGCGUUCAGGGCACAUCGUGGUCAUGAGCAGUGUCAUGGGUCUUCAGGGAGUGGUGUUCAAUGAUGUUUACACUGCCUCGAAGUUCGCCAUUGAAGGUUUCUGUGAGAGUAUGGCCGUGCAACUGAUGAAGUUCAAUAUCCGGUUGUCCAUGAUCGAGCCUGGCCCAGUGCACACUGAGUUUGAAACAAAGAUGAUGGCGGAUGUAGCCAAGAUGGAGUAUCCAGGUGCAGAUGCCGACACGAUUCGUUAUUUUAAAGACGUUUACCUGCCAUCAUCCAUAGAUAUAUUUGAAGCCAUGGGCCAGACGCCAGAUGACAUAGCCAAAUGCCUCAAAAAGGUUAUUGAGUCAAACAGCCCUCGCUUCAGGAACCUCACCAACAGCCUCUACACACCAAUUGUGGCCUUAAAGUAUGCUGAUGAGACUGGAGGCCUGUCUGUCAACACCUUCUACAACCUACUCUUCAAUUUUGGACCUCUCAUGCACAUCACCAUGAGCAUCCUCAAGUGCCUGACAUGCAGUUGCCUGCGUAGACGCACCAUCUAACCUAACUGAGGGUGUACAGGUCCUCCCCCCUUACCCUCCCACUUUGUUGACCCCGUUAAGUUCUUGGUAAACUAGAGCCAGUAACUCUUGGGAGAGAAAGUGCCUUUUUAGUUCAAAGACACUACCAUAAUAAGCUUUGCCAGAAAAUAUGCGCAAUUGCACAAGUUUGUCCCAGAUACGUUGUAUGCAGGAUGGCCUCAUCUACACAAACACACACACACACACACACACACACACACAGCGUACUUUACAGAAAAACAAGCAUCACACACUGAUUAUUGUACAUACUAUAAAUCUAAGGUCAUGCCUUAGUCAGAUCUAAAGUUGUUAUAUAGUGGUUAGAUGUCUAUAUCGUUGAAAUGAGAAAGGACAUGAAAUGCAAUCCCCAUGCACAGACAACAAAGCACAAGAGAUGAACUCAGUUACAGAGAGAAACAAUCAAAUGAUAGUGUAAUAAUAAUGCUAUAACUUGUUUUCUAGAGAUGACUGUUCACUCAGGCUCAUUAGAGUUAUAACAUGUAUGACAGAAACAGAAAUAAUAAUCUACCUUUUCUGUUUUAUGCCCUAUAUAAUAUUUCACGUUUUCCUUUGCAUAGGGUUCUCAUGGUCAUAACUGCUGUUGAAUCUGAUUUGAAUUGUUUUGAUAGAUUGAUUGUUUUCAAGGUUUGUGAAGGGGUGGGUCAGAUAUUUUUAAUCUAAAAUCUUGAUUUAAAAAUAAACAGAAAUCUGAUUGUUGUGUUUUUUUGUUU
Notothenia coriiceps (black rockcod) is the source of this 1958-nucleotide messenger RNA. It is a transcript of the gene rdh8a, whose product is annotated as retinol dehydrogenase 8a. The record is from RefSeq and is a predicted model, not a curated record. Gene Ontology annotation, biological process: retinol metabolic process; estrogen biosynthetic process. Gene Ontology annotation, molecular function: all-trans-retinol dehydrogenase (NAD+) activity; estradiol 17-beta-dehydrogenase [NAD(P)+] activity. Gene Ontology annotation, cellular component: cytoplasm; cytosol. Lineage: Eukaryota; Metazoa; Chordata; Actinopteri; Perciformes; Nototheniidae. The transcript is spliced from 6 exons. The coding region runs from base 265 to 1209 and encodes 314 amino acids.